Messenger RNA from Mycena citricolor, 631 nucleotides. NCBI's taxonomy places the organism in Eukaryota, Fungi, Basidiomycota, Agaricomycetes, Agaricales, Mycenaceae. The record is from the annotation of a GenBank genome assembly.
GAUCUCUCCAAUGGUUUUAUUUUCGCUUCCGCUAUUUCAUGUUCGAUAUUUGCCGACCCCGCCCGGGUCCGAUCCUACUGCACAGCAUCCUUCAUUUCGGCUCCGUGCCUGACCAGCUCAUCCGAGGACCCACAAGACUGACAAAGGCCUUGUCAAUUGAACUUGAUGUUGGGAAAGGGAUCAGAUCGAAUGACAUGCUUAGUCAUGUCUGGCCGAGGAAUUACAGCUGUCUUAUUUGUGCGAGCUUGGGUUCAGGAUGAGGACUCAGCGCAACUUCGUGACUUCGGGCGUGUCAUUCCCGAAACGAGUGGAAAUUCUCGCUGUCUGGCUUUACACGCAAUCGGCCGACAAAUCCGAAGUCUGAAGGCACGUAGCUUGACGUUCGACUCCGAUGAAGGCGGGAUUGGUCAGCGAGGAAGUUCCGGCUCGUCUAUCGUGCGACGCGUGGAAGUGGCAGUCGAAUGCGACCCUUGGCGCUACCAUCGGAGGAAUCGACUGGGUCACGUUCGGACCAAAAAUGGAUGGGCUGCUUGGGUCAUUCUGCCAGGCGUGCAGACACUUCGUUCUAGGGGUGGAUGAUGCAUUCCUACCGUCGACUACAUGCCAAAUUGACCAGCUAAUGUAUUGGAAG